UUAAGGUAGUGUAGGAUCUUUGUGUUAUUACAACACACAUCAUAUUUUAUUAUUCUUAACAUUACUGUUGUUACAUCUAAAUAUCAAGCUUAUAAUCGUUUUGUUGUCUAAUUCAGGGGAAUCCUUGCUGAAAUUCAAUGUCAAUUUUUCUAUUCAACGUGGGAAUAGUACUCCAGACGUAACUACUCUACAGUAUCGAUAUCGUGUUUCUUCCAGAUUGACACAACAAAGAUGUCGGCCUGUGCGAAUGGAGAAGCUACGGCUGAUGACGCCGAAAAUGCUACCAAAUCAUCCAGCACGCCUGUGUCAGCUUCCGAGAUGAACAAGACAAACAAUUUUCAAAGAAUUGCUCAAAAGAAAUUGCUUGUGCGUGGGUAUUCAAGAAGCAAAAAAUUGGAAAAACUCGCUGUAUACUCGAGCUGCAAGUUUGAAGGGUGCAAGUGCAAUGGAUGGAAGAAUCCAAACCCUCCAUCCCAAACACCUGCAUCUGAUCCGAACCAACCGACAUCAAAUCUCACUGAUCCCUGCAAGAGCUGUCGCCACAACUUAGGAGCUCACGUAUCCCACUUGGAGUCAGCUGAUGAAGAAGAACUGAACAGACUUUUGCGCAUCGUUGUCGAUGUCGAAAAUUUGUUUGUCUGUGUCACAAGAGAAGAGGAUGCAGAAGCGAAGCAAGUUUACUUCUAUUUAUUCAAGUUGUUGAGAAAGUGCAUACUUCACAUGAGUAAGCCUGUCAUAGAGGGCAGUGUUGGUACUCCGCCUUUUGAGAAGCCAAGCAUUGCAAAGGGAGUCACAAAUUUUGUGGUGUAUAAAUUUGGCGCGUUGGCUCAGAAAGAAUGGCAGACCAUGUACGACCUGGCCAAGAUGUUCCUGCACUGCCUCAACCACUGGAAGUUGUGGCCCCCAGCCAGCAGGGGACAGCAUCUGGGUGAGAAAGAUGAAAACGACUACAAGUUGAACUACACAAGAUGGUUGUGUUUCUGCCAUGUACCGGCGUUCUGUGACAGCUUGCCCCGCUAUGAGACAACGCUCAUCUUUGGGCGUACUUUGUUACGGUCCGUCUUUCAGACCAUGAGGAGACAGCUGCUGGAGAAGUUUCGUGCAGAAAAAGACAAAAUGCCGCCGGACAAGAGGUCUUUGGUCCUGACACAUUUCCCAAGAUUUCUCACAAUGCUGGAACAAGAGGUGUACGGAAACAAUUCUCCCAUCUGGAACCCAGAGUUUUCUCAGCAGACCAACAAUCUUCCAUCUCCGUCCCCUGCAGACUGGUUUGUCUCUUGGCUAGUGAGCCCAGGUGGUGUGGCAGGGGUCAGUGGCCUCAACCGCUUCACUUCGUCCACUGUCGGAGGGGAGGCUUGCUCAGGAUUCAACAUCAGCCCCGGCCUCUUGACCAAUGGACGCAGAUCGUCUCGCUCCCAGGAUGCUGCGGAAAAACGCAAAGCUGACGAAGCCGGCCUUAGUGAUGGUGCCAAGAGACCGAAGAUCGAGGGAGAUAUUUCCAAGGAAGUCCUGGAGGAAGUCUUGGCUGAGAUCAAUUCAGAGGGAGACGGGGUUAUUGUUGGACCAGAGAUAUUGCACCCAUCUCAUGCUGCCCGGGAUGAACAGGCCAGGCAGGAGGAGAAGGAUGGCAAGAUCGACUUCCACAUCGUCAACAACUCGCUCAGCCAUCGCCCCACCCGCCAAGUGUUCCUGUGGCUGAUAGAAGUGCAGAAUCUCUUUUCUCAUCAACUGCCACGCAUGCCUAAGGAGUACAUCACAAGACUGGUCUUUGAUCCGAAGCACAAGUGUCUUGUCUUGAUCAAGAACAAUCAUGUGAUUGGUGGCGUCUGCUUUCGGAUGUUCCCGACCCAGUGUUUCACCGAGAUUGUGUUCUGUGCUGUGACCUCCAGUGAACAAGUUAAGGGUUAUGGCACAACUCUGAUGAAUCAUCUGAAGGACUACCACCUGCUCCACAACAUCACUCAUUUCCUCACAUUUGCCGAUGAAUUUGCCACAGGUUACUUCAAAAAGCAGGGGUUCUCAAAGGACAUCAAACUCCCUCGGUCGCAAUAUCUGGGAUACAUAAAGGAUUAUGAAGGAGCAACAUUGAUGGGAUGUGAUCUCUGUCCAAGAAUCAACUACACAGACUUUUCAAGGGUUAUACGCAAACAGAAAGAAAUCGUGAAAAAGAUUGCUGCUCGGAAGGCAAUAGAAACAGAGAAGGUGUACAGUGGAGUGGGCCUGUUCAAAGAGGGGAUCAAGCUGCCCCUGCCGGUGGAGUACAUACCAGGGCUGGCCGAGUCGGGCUGGAAACCUGCUGCCAAGAAAGAAAAGGAGCAGUCUCUGGAACCAGAUCAGCUGUACAACAUAGUGAGGACCAUUCUUCAGCAAGUCAAGAGCCACGCGAGUUCCUGGCCAUUCUUAAAACCUGUGGACAAGUCUGAAGCUCCAGAUUACUACGACCACAUCAAAUUCCCAAUGGACCUGCGCACAAUGACAGAGCGGUUGAAAGCCCGCUAUUACGUCCACAAGCAUCUCUUCAUCGCGGACAUGAACCGUAUCAUCACAAACUGCCGCUCUUACAAUGAGCCUGACACAGAGUACUACAAAUGUGCAAAUACCAUCGAGAAAUAUUACAUCACCAAGAUGAGGGAAGCUGGGCUCAUGGAAAAACUGAAUUAAAACUUCAUCAGUAAGAAGUUUUACUGCGCAAGUCCACCAUCUUCCUUCUUUCCUGUAUAGUAAUGUACAUUACAAGCAGAUUUUUGUUGUUGUUAAGGUUGAAUGUAAUUUAAUACAGUGUGUGAAAUGAGAUGCUCAGAUGUUGUUUUGAUAAUGUUUCAGGUAGACUGCCCUAUAGAUAAUUUAAUAAACCAUUUUACCCCUUGGAAGCUGUCCUGACACAUGCCCUGAAUCUUUAGAACAAGGGAAAUAAUUCCCUAAAAACGCCAUACAUUUGAUAGGCAGUUUAGUGAAAAUUUCAAAGUUCUCUAUGAUGCUUUCAUUUGGAAGCUCUUGCCUUCAUGAUCAUAAAACAGUUUAAAUUGUGUUGAUAUCUUUAUUAGUUAAAAAGUUAUGACGAUUUUUUCAUGUUAAAUUUUCGGCCAAUUUGGGGUCACUUUUACAUUAGAGUUUUUGUGAGAAGAAAAUGCAAUUAAAAAAAAAAAAAAACGACCAUAACUCUGCAACCCAGGUCCAUUAUUUCAAGUGUAAUUCAUCAAUUUGUAGGAAAUUUUACAUAUAAUCCGUCCAACUACAAAACAACGGUGUGCAACACCAAGGAAAAAUUUGUUGGGUGGUUAUAGGUAUUGGGUGGAUAAAAAUCACAAGAAAUGAUGAUCCGAAUAUGACAAAAUCUGCUAUAUCUUCACUUCUAAUGGUCACAUCAAGACAUCAUAUAUCAUUCUCUUUGUUUUUUUCAGAGGUCAUAAUAAAACAAUAACAUAGCAACAAUUUGAAUAUUCUCAGGGAUUAAUAACACUGAAAUAUAUUUCUGAAAUGAAUUUUUAUCGAAAAUUGAAAAAUUUCGUUAAAAUGUCGAUUCUGGUUGAAAACACAACUUUGAAUUUUAGUUACUGCUUUAACAUGACAUUACAAACACAAUCUUAUUCACUACAGAAAUAGGGCUUGCAUACCAUCAGAUGCAGAGUUCCAUUCAUGUAUGAGGCGAGUUUUAAACGAGUAUCUCGGACUUUCUGCUAAGACUAAGACACUGUAUCCCUUUCAGCACAAGUUGACCAUGGUCAAAGCCUGCCUUCUAAAUGAUGUAAACUGUGCCAAUAGGGGAGUAAAGACACCUACAUUCUCAAAAAGAAAAUAUCAGUGGCAUAGAAAAAUCAUUUUAAAAAUUACAUUUCAAGCGAGUCUUACAACCAUUGCAUGCAAAACACAAUUUUGGAAGUGAAUCAAUUCAGCAAAAAAAGUAUGGCUCAACAAACUCAAAGAAAUGCAACAGCACCCAAUACAGCGUCAGCAAA
Molecule: messenger RNA, 3956 nt
Organism: Aplysia californica (California sea hare)
Lineage: Eukaryota; Metazoa; Mollusca; Gastropoda; Aplysiida; Aplysiidae
Product: histone acetyltransferase KAT2A
Exons: 17
Coding region: 232-2661 (809 amino acids)
Biological process (GO): positive regulation of transcription by RNA polymerase II; chromatin remodeling
Cellular component (GO): histone acetyltransferase complex; nucleus
Molecular function (GO): histone H3 acetyltransferase activity; protein binding
Source: RefSeq, a predicted model, not a curated record